Molecule: messenger RNA, 1068 nt
Organism: Lachancea fermentati
Lineage: Eukaryota; Fungi; Ascomycota; Saccharomycetes; Saccharomycetales; Saccharomycetaceae
Source: the annotation of a GenBank genome assembly
AUGAGUGCACAAGGAUUCUUCGCAAAGAGGCCAAAGCUGAAUCCGCAAAGUAAUGAUGAUGAUUCUAAGCCCUGGGUAGAAAAGUAUCGUCCUAAGAAGUUAGACGAGGUGGCGGCACAGGACCAUGCUGUGAGCGUUUUGAGAAAGACACUACAAUCUGCCAAUUUACCCCAUAUGUUGUUUUAUGGGCCGCCUGGUACCGGAAAGACAUCAACUAUUUUAGCUUUGACUAAAGAACUUUAUGGACCUGACUUAAAGAAAUCAAGAGUUUUAGAAUUGAAUGCCUCAGAUGAGCGUGGUAUAUCUAUUGUCAGGGAAAAGAUAAAGAAUUUUGCACGGUUAACUGUUUCAAACCCAUCGAAAAAGGACCUCGAGAAUUACCCAUGUCCGCCUUAUAAAAUAAUCAUUUUAGAUGAAGCUGAUUCGAUGACGGCAGAUGCCCAAAGUGCACUACGUAGGACGAUGGAAACAUACUCCAACGUUACUAGAUUUUGCUUGAUCUGCAAUUAUGUCACUAGAAUCAUUGACCCACUAGCAUCUCGGUGUUCAAAGUUUAGAUUCAAACCACUUGAUUCUACAAAUGCCCUUGAUCGGAUCACUUACGUUGCAAAGGAAGAAUCGUUAAAUUGUAAUCGUGAAGUACUUGAGAAAAUAUUAGACAUUUCGCAAGGUGACUUGAGAAGAGCAAUCAUGUUAUUACAAUCUUCCUCAAAAAUGGUGAAACAUGUUGACCCUCCUGAAAUCACAGCUCUGAUGGUAGAUGAAGUAGCAGGUACUGUUCCAUCAGAGGUAUUGAAUGAAUUGGUUGAUAGAAUUUCUGCGGCGAACUUUGAAAAUAUUAUUGAAUAUGUGAAUAACUUGAUGAAGAGUGGUUGGAGCGCAGCGGCAGUUGUCAAUCAGCUACAUGACUACUAUAUCAAUAAUGACAAUUGCUCCACAGAGUUCAAAAACAAUGUUUCAUGGCAACUUUUUGAUAUCGAUUCAAAACUGUCAAACGGUACUAAUGAGCAUCUGCAGCUGUUAAAUUUGUCUUUGCAAGUUGCCGACUUAUAUAGGAAGGAAACGUAA